Messenger RNA from Strongylus vulgaris, 714 nucleotides. The record is from the annotation of a GenBank genome assembly. NCBI's taxonomy places the organism in Eukaryota, Metazoa, Nematoda, Chromadorea, Rhabditida, Strongylidae.
CCGGUAUUGAUGAGUGCGCCAUCGAGUGUGAAACCAGGUCGUGGAGGCAGCCGACAAGUUCAAGCAGACUCUACGUUGCAUCCUGAAGAGCGUAAACGGAUUCUUCAUCUUCACGCUGAACAAAAUCGCCGCAGUGCUUUGAAGGAUGGUUUUGAUAUGCUGAUGGAUAUGAUUCCUGACUUGCAUUCCGGUGGUGUUAAACCAACGAACGCCGUUGUUCUUGCCAAAGGUGCCGAGCAUAUCCGCCAUUUGACUGCUUUGAGAGACGACCAAGCCGCUCAAAGAGCCGCCCUCAAUGAAAAAAUUGCCAGACUCAAUCAAAAGAUAAGUGUAUUGCAAUCGAAUCUGCCGUCGUCUAGCGGUACGACCAGUUCAAAAUUAGAACCCCGAGCUGCGCUUGAGGCUUUCUAUGACCGAUACACAAAGGAAUCGAGUCGGAAAGAUUAUCGCUUCUGGGUUAUGGCGCGUUUGUUACGCCCCAUUGCGGUUGGAGAGAAUUCUUCAUUUGCAGCUAUGAUUGCACCAGAGGGUUCGUCAAGAGAGGAGGUUGCUGCUUCAUGUUCUGAGUGGUUAAACAGUCACUGGCGCGCGGCGGAGUUGAGGCCACUUGCGAGUACACUGCUAGUCCAUCUUGCGACCACUGCUGGCGUAUUAACCAAUCCCGAAAGUCUGGAGGAACAUGUACGUGAACAGCUCAACAAUCCAAUUGCUUAG